This is a messenger RNA of Etheostoma spectabile (orangethroat darter), 1460 nucleotides long. RefSeq names its product adenosine receptor A3. The record is from RefSeq and is a predicted model, not a curated record. Gene Ontology annotation, molecular function: G protein-coupled adenosine receptor activity. Gene Ontology annotation, biological process: G protein-coupled adenosine receptor signaling pathway. Gene Ontology annotation, cellular component: synapse; plasma membrane; dendrite. The transcript is spliced from 2 exons. NCBI's taxonomy places the organism in Eukaryota, Metazoa, Chordata, Actinopteri, Perciformes, Percidae. Bases 159 to 1130 code for a protein of 323 amino acids.
ACCAUCAUCACAACUUUGAAAAACAAAGCGAGUAGGCAGUGACUUCCGUAUUAAUGAUAACAUAAAGGCUCAGACACAGCACAGCACAAAAAGGCUCAGACUCACAUUCAGACACGCUACACCAUUCACCACCAAACAUUAGCCAAAAGGAAAGCACAAUGGAUGUGGAAGAAAUCAUCUACACAUUGGUUGAGGUGCUUAUUGCUGUUGGCUGCUGUCUUGGUAACAUAUUGGUUAUUUUGACAGUGUGGACCAGUAAAAGCAUUCAACAGCCCACCUUCUGCCUUGUUGUCAGUCUGGCUGUGGCUGACUUUAUGGUUGGCUGCGUGAGCAUACCGCUGGUUGUGGUAAUUGACGGACAAAUAAAGACUUCUUACUACGGCUGUCUUUUCAUCAGCUGUGUGACCAUCCUGUUGAACCUAGUCUCAGCUUUGUCUCUUGCAACUAUUGCUGUGGACCGCUUCCUCCGGGUGUGUAUCCCCCUCAGGUACAAAAGGACUGUGACACAGAGACGUUGUUGGCUUGUUGUAACAGCAUGUUGGCUUGUUGCAAUACCACCGAGUUUUGCUCCCAUGCUUGGAUGGUGCAACCAUGAAACCUGGUCUAAGUCAGCUAACUCUACUAUUGUUUGCAAGUUUAUAGAUGUGAUCCCCAUGUCAUACCUGGUUUACUUUAGAUUCUUUCUUGGCUACCUGAUACCUCUGUUGGUGAUGACUGUAUUGUACGGCUACAUUUUCUGGACAAUCCGAGGAAAACUUCAAGAAAAACCAGGCAACGGUGCCCAAACCCGGUCUCAGAUCUACCUAAAGAAAGAAAAACAGAUGGCUAGACAUAUGUUUUUGGUCUUGGUUCUGUUUGCCCUGUCCUGGCUCCCACUACACAUUAUGAACUGCAUAUUUCACUUUAGUGGGCCAGAUUCUAUAUCAGUAAAAACUUUCCAUGUCGGCAUCCUGUUUUCUCAUGCAAACUCAGCUGUAAACCCACUUGUGUAUGCGUUCAAAAUACAAAAUAUCAAGAUAACCUACCUGAAGCUGUGGAGACGGUAUAUUGCAUGUGGAGAAGAAAUUCAAGGAUGUCAGAUACACCAGUCGAUUGAAAACAAUCUCAAUAGGGUGACCAACAACGAGUGAAAGAAGAGUUUUGUUUGUUUGUAUGUUUGCUUCUUUGUUCUUAAGGUUCAGGUUUUGUCUGUUGAAUUAAACAUUGUAAAACAUAUUACAUCAGAUGUGGGUGAACAUGGGUGAUUGUUUCAAAUAACUGUCAAGGAAAGGGCAACUGUCACUGAACUACUUGCUUUUUUUGUCUGUUUCAUAUCACUGUUGUGCUUCUGGUUGUAUUGAAGUUCCAGUUCUUCAUGUCAAUUUCACAGGAAGCACACACUGAGUUGGAAAUUACCUUCUCUGUCUUUAAAAACUAUUUUAACUCUUCUAACGAUAGAAAAAUAAAUUGGGACAUCUUAA